This is a messenger RNA of Fonsecaea multimorphosa CBS 102226, 1107 nucleotides long. RefSeq lists its product as uncharacterized. Gene Ontology annotation, biological process: L-leucine catabolic process; ketone body biosynthetic process. The record is from RefSeq and is a predicted model, not a curated record. Gene Ontology annotation, molecular function: hydroxymethylglutaryl-CoA lyase activity. Bases 1 to 1107 code for a protein of 368 amino acids. Lineage: Eukaryota; Fungi; Ascomycota; Eurotiomycetes; Chaetothyriales; Herpotrichiellaceae. The transcript is spliced from 2 exons.
AUGAAGAGACUCAUCGGCAGCCUCCCGCGAACGCGUUCGAGACCCCCGUUUCGCAGCUUCAGCACCUCAAGACAAUGCCUCGCAGACCACGUCAGAAUAGUCGAAGUCGGCCCCCGAGACGGCUUGCAGAAUGAGAAGAGCACAAUAUCCCUGGAUACAAAGCUCGAGCUUAUCAGGCGGCUGGCGCAGACUGGCGUCACGCAUAUGGAGGCGGGCUCUUUUGUGCCCGCAAAAUGGGUGCCACAGAUGGCAUCAACGGCAGAAAUACUCGAGUCAAUACUGACUCAACCGCCACCUGCACCCCACGGCAUUGCGUACAAUUACCUCGUGCCUAACAUUCGCGGACUUGAGAAUUUACUCAAGACCUUCCAAGCCAAAGGAGCCCAGAACCCAUCGGGCUAUCCUACGCCACCGCCUUCCCCGGAGCCUGAACAAUCCCAAGGCCAAAGUUCUUCAGCACAGUCAGAGAACUCGACGGAGAUUUCGCUAUUUGCAGCAGCAACAGAGACAUUCUCGCAGAAGAACACAAAUUGUAGUAUCGCAGAGAGUCUGGAACGAUCUAAACCAAUAAUGGAGCUUGCAAAACAGCAUAACAUCAGGGUGCGCGGCUAUGUGUCCGUGGCAUUGGGGUGCCCUUAUGAAGGACCGGAUGUCAACCCUCACAAGGUGGCGGAAAUCACUGCGACACUGUUGGAGAUGGGCUGCGACGAAGUCUCUGUUGCCGACACAACUGGGAUGGGAACAGCGCCUCGAACGCGGAAACUCCUUCAGACAUUGAAGGAAGCCGGGAUUUUGGAUGAAGACCUUGCUCUCCAUUUUCACGAUACGUAUGGUAUGGCGUUGGUGAACACUGUCGUUGGUUUGGAACAUGGUGUCAGGAUAUUUGACAGCUCUGUUGGAGGACUAGGUGGGUGCCCCUACAGCAAGGGUGCCACAGGGAAUGUUGCCACUGAGGAUCUGCUGCACCUGGUGCACAGCCUGGGCUGUGAGACUGGUGUUGAUAUGGUCAAGAUGGCGGAGAUUGGGCAAUGGAUCACUGCCCAGCUCGGCAGGGCCAAUGAUUCAAGGGCCGGCAAAGCCACCCUUGCGAGGCUGAAGGACUCGUAG